Molecule: messenger RNA, 1554 nt
Organism: Paraglomus brasilianum
Lineage: Eukaryota; Fungi; Glomeromycota; Glomeromycetes; Paraglomerales; Paraglomeraceae
Source: the annotation of a GenBank genome assembly
AUGUCUGCCUUUGCUAUCUCUGCUUCAAAACCGAUCAUAGGGACUCUGGAGGAUGAAGGAGAGAUCUCGUCUGUCGACUUUACACUCCCAGAAUAUCACCGCGACGGGUCCUUGCGCCUUGCCAAGUACGCAUACCGCGUACAUACUCCAGAAGCAAAAGAGUCGACAGUCUGGAGAAAUGAUAAAGAACUGAUAAGCCUUGGCGAAGGCUACAAAAUUCUCAAAGUUAAAUACUGUGGAAUAUGUUCAACAGAUUUAAGUAGGCGUUGGCUACCUUAUCCCCUACCACAGAUAACCGGACAUGAAGUUGUAGGAUUUUACAAAUCAAAGCCGGUUGUUAUUGAAAUAAAUGCGUCACACAAAGCCCGUGGCAUCGCAAUUAUCCCUUGUGCAUUUUGUUCAUCUGGGUUAGAGACUCAUUGCCCAGAUCGUAUGACUCUGGGUAUUAAUCAAUUGCCAGGAGGCUUAUCGCCUUAUGUUAUUGUCCCUAAAAACGCCAUUAAAUAUGUACCUGAGAAUCUGAGCCUGAUGGCUGCAGUUCUAACAGAACCCUUUGCUGCUGCUCUGCAUGCCGUAGAAACUACACCACCUAAAGAAGGCAAUGAAGUGGCAGUGAUAGGUCCGCGUAAACUUGGAAUGCUUGUGCUUGCUGCAUUAUAUGCCUAUAAAAACAAACACAAGCUUAAUUUCACAACUACGGCCAUAUUCCACAAGCCAAAUACGCCCCAAGAGCUUAUUUCUCUGGCCAAGAAACUCGGAGCUGAGACCGAUUUCUCAUCCACAAUGGGGGAAAGAAAGUUCGAUCUCUUGUUUGAUACUUCGGGCUCGCCGGAAGGGUUUCUGCGCGCGAUUGAUUCAAGUCGUGGUAUUCUUCAUCUCAAAUCGACGCAUGGACAGCAAGUGUGCGGCUUAAAACGGAUGACCGAUUUUGUUGUCGACGAGCUUGCUCUAAUCAGAUUCAGCGAAGAUAAUCUUAGUUUCUCGUGGCCAAACGAGGUUACUCGUAGACAUAAUCAUAAUGUCUUGGUUUCUUCCAGCGUUGCAGGAGAAGUAUGUCGCAGGAUAGAGGAGACGGGACGUAACGUAUUUAUGAUGACGCCUGAUGAAGCUGUCAUAUUUGUUGACAAUUGGAUGAGUCAGCUUCGAGAGGGAAAAGUAGAUGAUGAUCGACUGUUGUUGUCUCCCGUGCCUAGAUUUGAUUUAGCGGUCAUAGGACAACUUGAAGAGUUGGAUCGAGUCGUAAGAUCGAUGGAAACGUCGAUCCUUCGUCCUCGCGGUGCAAUUUUGUACGCGCCUACAUCGAAUAUAGAGACCAAUGCAAUAACAAAAGCUCUCGUUGAGGAUAACAUUACGAUUUGGUCUACUCGCUGCGGAAACUUGGAAAAGGCAUUGGAAGUACUAUCAUCCGACACUGAGCUGGCUACUGUGCUCGAAAAACACAUGAUUACUCACAAAGUAAACCUUAGAGAUCUUGCCAAUGGUUUUGAAAUGGCAUCAAACACAGUUGACUCUGACAAUCCUGUGAUAAAGGUCGUAGUCGACGUAGAAAUUUGA